CCAACAUGUCCCUUUUCUCUCCCUCUCUCUGUCUUUAUAUAAAAUGCCAUCUUGUUUGUAUGCGUUAGUAAGUAGUCUUUGCCAUAUAAAUUGUGUUUCUUUGGAUCUUUCAUUUCCAAAUUCUAAUUAACUGAGAUUUAAUUCGUCUUCCGUUUGAAGAAUUGACGGUUGUAUGCAAACAAGGCUACUUUGCUUAUGAAUUUUAUUGGUCCACCAGGUUGGUUGGAUCGAUGGCGAGGAAUCAACAAGCAAUCAGGCAUGCUUCUUAAUUUUGCUCUUGAAAUUCUGCAAGCAGUGCAUCAUAAUGUUUAUGGACUUGGAUCUGAUGGAAAGGAUAGGCUAGUAAAAUUGGUGCAGGAAAUGCAACACUCUAAAGUGUUUAAAUCUGAAAAUGGAACUCUGUUUGGAGCAAAGAUUACUGGUGGAGGCUCCGGUGGCUCUGUUUGCAUACUAGGAAGGAAUUCUGUCUACGAGGCAGCGAACAGAUUCUAGAGGUAAAACCUCAGUUGAGGAAAAUAAAAUAAAGAUUAUAGAAACUGUUUAUCGUGCUUAAGUUAAGACAUGGGCUACAAACAAGUUAUAAGUUGUAACCCUUCAUUUGCUGUAAUAGAACACAAAGAAUAAGGCCAGGGUGUAGUAAUUUUUUCUUUUUUUACCUACAAAUAGUAAGAACAAUUUUGACACAGCAAAUAGUAGAAA
Molecule: messenger RNA, 699 nt
Organism: Papaver somniferum (opium poppy)
Lineage: Eukaryota; Viridiplantae; Streptophyta; Magnoliopsida; Ranunculales; Papaveraceae
Product: L-arabinokinase-like
Exons: 2
Coding region: 196-492 (98 amino acids)
Source: RefSeq, a predicted model, not a curated record